This is a messenger RNA of Lachancea mirantina, 2082 nucleotides long. The record is from the annotation of a GenBank genome assembly. Lineage: Eukaryota; Fungi; Ascomycota; Saccharomycetes; Saccharomycetales; Saccharomycetaceae.
AUGCUUUCACAGGGCUCAAUUCCAGAAGUAAAGGAAGACAGCGUUGGACAUGCUUUGGAGGAAAGAAAAUCGAAACUGAUGCAGUUCCAGGAUCUGGGACCGCCAGACCUGAUCACUAUGACCAAAUAUAUACCGUCUGCGUCGACCUCGGGAUCCCAGUCUAAUAAUAAACGGACUUUGACGCCGGAACCUUCCUUGGGCAUUAAAACCCAGGACCUGCACACCCACGACAAACUUAAGGGUGAAAUAGGCACUUUUUUGUACUGUGCCGGUGCAGACACCUCAGACCCAACGUCAAUUGCCGUUUAUCUCAAAACGCUGGCGGACGUAAUAUCAGAGGAACCGCAGAUCUGGUUUGGCAAGCACAGACAGUACAAAGUGGCGAGAAUCACGUAUUCGGCCUGGAAUGCAUUCAGAAAGUGUGAUGUACGAGUCGUCGUUCACAUACCGGGAGCCGUCCAAUCGUACUUGCUUGAUGCCAGCGGCGAGAUACUGCAAAUUGGCGAAGAUGAUGGGAAUAUGCUCUGGGCUGAGACGUUUGCCAGCGGCAUUGUGCGGAGCAUAACGAUGGUGACUGACAAUAAGGAGGAAGGUGAGGUUAACAGUGUCGUGGAAACCCGGAUUUUGAACCCGCUAAUGUCAGGCGAGAUCGGCGAUGUGGCUGAAACUUUUAUCAAACUUUUCCCACUGGUUUACGCCAAGGGCCCCACGUUAGGCGGGCCCUGUGAUGUUUCCGUUGUGUCUAAAACAAACAAUUACUUGUGUGAGACCCUCGUUAACGUUACAAGGCUUGCUCAAAACUUCGAUCUAGCUCACUCUGUGCUCGCCGAUAUGCUCCCACUACAUCCAGAAAUUGUCGUCUUACUCGCGCGCAUCUUGUUCGAGGGAGAUCGCGAAAUUGAGGCCAUAAAGGCCAUUCACGACGAUCUUGAAGCACAGGGCACCUCAAUUGCUGACUACCGGUCAGAGCUGUUGUGCGUGCAAGCGAAAUUUCUACUCACUCGGAAACGGGAUUGCAAAGCGGCUCGGAGUGUGGCGGAAACAGCGGUUAAUUGUUCGCCCAGUGAAUUCAGACCUUGGCAUUUACUGGUGAGCAGUUACAUUGGUCUCAACGAUGUAGAAAACGCUCUAUUGACGCUAAACGCAUCUCCAAUGACUCCACUCAAGGAGAAAUUCGUUUUCAAAAGAGUCGUUCCCGUGGCGCAGGACUCUCCAAACCUACAUUUGCCAUUACCCGUAGACGUAAUUCUGGAUGAAGUAACGGGACUCAGCUCUCAGGAUGUGAUAAACGAGCAUAGAGCAGUAGACGCAAGCUUGAUCAACUUACCUGCUGCAAACCUCAAGUCCACGUUCCAAAUUGCCUACAAGUUUUUGACGGAAAUCGUGCAGAAAACUGGGUGGGAAGCACUACUCAAAUACAGAUCUAAAUUGUUUGUGAUGGAGGAAGAAUACCAAGUUGCGUCGACUCCCCCUUCGGAAUCAGACGGGUCCAAAAACCCGGCUGACGGGUUCCGCUCUAAGAGACUUUGUGAAAGAUGGCUUGAUAACUUAUUCAUGCUGCUGUAUGAAGAUUUGAAAACCUACACGCUGUGGCAGGCCGAACAAUUGCACUUUGAGGCCCAAAAUACGCGGUACACGAAAUCUACCUUGGAGUGGGAAUUGCUCGGUUUGUGUGCCUAUCGUCUCGGACAUUACCGAGAAGCUGCUGUUGCAUUCGAUCGGGGCCUUGCCCAGCGGUUUUCGGCACAGAGCUCUCGUAAAUUGUUGCACAUCUAUUUACUCCAGCGUGAAACCGUGAAAAAUUCGACAGAACUGUCGUCAUCGCAAUUACUCACGGCUCUGCGUGAUCUGGAUAACAGCAUCAUCGAUCUUUGCGUAAGACUUUGUUGCUGGAACCAUCGUUGGUACUGUGAAUUUUCCGUGAUCUUGCUUGAUGCAAUGAGCGUCGUAGUACAGGACCUCGGUCUCACCAAACUUUCGAACGAGAUUGCCUCAAGAUUCCCACAAUCGGUUGUCGAUCUGGCUCAGAGAAAUCUGCUAGACUUCUUCGCUAAUUACACACACGGCGAUUACGAUAAAUAG